Molecule: messenger RNA, 1366 nt
Organism: Agrilus planipennis (emerald ash borer)
Lineage: Eukaryota; Metazoa; Arthropoda; Insecta; Coleoptera; Buprestidae
Gene: Pabp2
Product: polyadenylate-binding protein 2
Exons: 6
Coding region: 164-844 (226 amino acids)
Molecular function (GO): RNA binding
Source: RefSeq, a predicted model, not a curated record
AAAUUUAUACAACAUUCAUAAGUGACAUUUUCGAGAUUUGUAAAUCGUCUUAACACACCAUCAUUGACGAUAACAAUUGUGCAAAAGACCCUUUAUAAUAAAACUAAAUUGCUGUAUUUAAAAUGACCUAAUCGAGUAUGCCUCAAAUUAAUAAUUGCAGGUUAUGGCGGAAAAUGAAGAUUUAGGUUUGGGUUCAGAAGAACAUUUAGAUUCUCUUGAUGAAAACGGUGUAAACGAUGAUGCUCUUUUAAAUGAUACUGAUAUUGAUGGUGCAGGUGGAGAUGACCCUGAAUUAGAGGCCAUAAAAGCUCGCGUUCGUGAAAUGGAAGAAGAAGCUGAGAAGCUGAAACAACUUCAAAGCGAAGUUGACAAACAAAUGAAUAUGGGCAGUCCUCCAGGCUUAACAAGUCCUUUAAAUAUGUCUAUAGAAGAAAAAAUGGAAGUAGAUAACAGAAGUAUAUAUGUUGGAAAUGUUGAUUAUGGUGCAACAGCUGAAGAAUUAGAGCAACAUUUUCAUGGUUGUGGCUCUAUUAACAGAGUGACCAUUUUAUGUAACAAAUAUGACGGUCAUCCUAAAGGAUUUGCAUAUAUUGAAUUUGGUGAUAGAGACUCGGUCCAAACAGCUAUGGCAAUGGAUGAAUCUAUCUUUAGGGGAAGACAGAUUAAGGUGAUGCCCAAACGAACAAAUCGACCUGGAUUGUCAACUACAAAUAGGCCUCCUCGUGGAAUGCGUUUUAGGGGUACAGGGAGAGGGAGUAUAAUACGAGGAGGUUAUUAUGCCGGUUUUAGGCCGACACGUCGACCGAGGGCGUAUCGUCGGGGAGGUUACUACGCACCAUAUUAACAGAUCCAUUGUCCGUCACACGUCGACAAGCAACAGUGCAGCAAUACAUUCGGUAAUUUUUCUCUCGAUGCCAAGUAAACAAAACAAAUAAGAAAACAGUAAAAAAAAAACAUACCAGGAAAGAAAAAAGCGAAACAGAUAAAAGAAAAACAAAAAAUCCAACCAAGUCAAUCCGUUUUCCAUUUUACUGUCAGAAUAAGGCUUAAAAACAACUUUUACCAUAGUAUCAUGUUUAUAUAAUUAUUGUGAGUGUAUGUUUUGUGGAUGUAUGUGGCUGGCUAAAAAAGACUUUGACUGGGUUAUGAGUAAGUUGAAUAUCAGUGACAUACUUUGCUGACAAGUUUCGUAUUUAAUUUUUUUAUUCCUUCACCUCUAUAUUUGUAAAUUAAUCAUGUUGAUGUAGAAGUUGCAGGUACCGACGUCCUGUGCUUAUUCAAGGGUCCGUUUUUUCUUAAAAAAAAAAUGUAUACUUUUGACAACAAAAAGAUGUAAGAUUAGUAAUAUAAAUUCAACAUCUCUGUA